GACUGCUGAUAUAUAUAAAGAAUAUUCAUCCCCUUGCAAUAACAUUCUUGCUUUACUUCCAUAUGACAUGAUAAGAAUAAUCAUUCUAUCAUACUUUAUUGUCAAUGGAAGCAUUGUAGUAUACCUUUUACAUUAUAGUUCAUGAUAUUACACCUGGUCUUUUUUGUCAGCUUGUGUUAUAAAUUAAUCAUCAUGUGAACAUCCAGUUCAAUUGAAAAUAUAAUUUUGCAAAUUAGAAGGUCACUGCUUUUGCCUAUAACAAAAUUUUGCAUAUCGAUGAUAUUUUAUUCAUCUGCUUAAUGCUUAUUUUAUUGCACAAAGAUGGUGCUAUAUCUUGACUUUGUAUGUAUAACGAAGCUUUUAUAUCGGAUUCCUAAUUCCUUUUAUGCCAAUAUGUAAAAUUUUCUAAUAGAAGCAUCUAUUCUUAUAUUCAAAUUGCACUAUAAAAAGACGAUCUUCAUUAGGAUAUUGAGCAUUAUUUCUUUCCAAGCAUAAAGUGACAUGUCCAGAAGUUUACAACCCACCAAUAGCAACCUAUUUUAGCUUUGUGGGAGUGAAAAUCUGUUAAGAAAGAUAUGAAUGUCCACUUGCAGUUAACUUAAUUAUUGCUAGUUUGCUUCCUCCUGGUUGCAGUAAAACAUGCAGUAUGUAUAAAAAAAUAAAUUAAUUGCCAAAUUGGUUACAAAAGUUUCACAAUGUUGUUUGUUUCUAUUUUGAGUGACAUUUUUAUGAUUUGAAAUAUUUAUUAAUGCUUCAGAUCUACGGUCUUACUACUUGAAAUUUUAAACAAUUUGAUGGGAAACAGUAUACAGUAGUAAGGAAUAAUCACGACUUUAUAUCAGUAAUCUUUAACAUCUUUAAACAACCUAACAUGACGUAAAAUGAGCGCACCAAUUAGCAAAAUCAAACAAAUUUGGGAGCUCCAGAAGUAUGUGCACCAAGAUGGCGCACAACCUGAACACGGUAUGUGUACCAGGUUAGGGUGCGUCAUGUUGGGUUAUUCAAAGAUGUUGAAAGAAAAAUGUUUCCCUCUCUUCUGAGCUGUUUCGUGCUCUUCUGUGGCAUUUCGUGCUCUAUUCAGUAAGUAGUAAGACCCUCAGAUCCAUAUUCAGACUGAUUUUCAUGGAUAUUGCACAAGGGAACUGACGAACAAGUACACAAAUCUUUAUUCUGGGACAAGGUUGCGAUUGCUGCAUCUCAAUACCUCAUCUAUUAUAGGUUUAUGUCCAGUAAUUAAUUUCAGAUAAUGUGAAUGGAUCUAUUUCAUGAAAAAAUGACUAAUGCCAAAAAUUAUAAUAUACCAAUUAUGAGGCCAAUAAGAUGAUAGAAGCUGCAUAGAAUUCGAAUUGAUAACCACUAUUCAAUUUAUCAGCUGUUAAAUGUAUUUUCAUACUUCUACCAUUUUAUUAUCGAAUGGCCAUAAUUCUAGAUUUGCCAAUGUAGCCUACUCUUUGCGUUCCCUUUCAAAUUAAACCAUAUAUCAAUGUUACCAUUGCUUGCAACUUAUUCUUGCUUGGCGCUGCCAUUCUCUUAUAUUAAUAUUGUAUGAUUUAUCAUAUGUUGUAGAUUGAUUAUUAUUUAUCGUAAAUAUGGCUGAUGUUGAAGGAAUGAUUCGUGCAAGACAAAUACAAGAUGAAGCUUUAGCAGAACUAGAUGCAAAGGUUAAAGCAUGCAAGGAAUCAAUGAAAAAUUAUGAACAUUUGUCUGUGAGAAUCACAACAUUGCCUGAUAAGUUAUCCCAUCCAGUCAUGGUUCCAUUUGGAAAACUUGCAUUUAUGCCUGGCAGAUUGGUACACACAAAUGAACUACUUGUACAUUUAGGAGAUGCAUGGUUCACAACUGUCUCAUGUAAAAAGGCUUUGGAAAUUGUUGAAAUGCGACAGAAUAAUUUGAAAGAUACUUUGAUUGAUUUAGAAAAAGUGACAACAAACAUAAAAAUGAAAAGUGAAUAUCUCGGUGAUAUUGCAAAAGCAGCUGAAGAGGAGUUUGAAAUUAAAGAGGAAUGUCCAGAGAACUAUGUCCAUCCCAAGGAUCGAAGAAGAGUGAGCAGGGUGAAAGAUGAAAAAUCAAAAUCAGAUUCACCUGAAGUCAAAAAUCAAGAUGAUAAAUUAAUAAAUGAGAAACAUGAAGCUCUUCUCAAAAGACUUGAUGAGCUUGAGUUAUUAGAGGAAGAAGAAGAUGGAAUAAAUAGUUCAGAGAGUGAUGAUGAAUAUAUUGACUCGGAUGAUAGUGAGUCUCCGAUAGAAGAAGAAAAUCAACAAAAAAUCAAAAAAGUUUCUUUUAAUGAUGAAUCAUGUAACAAACCUCAAUCAUGUACAAUACGAUUCCAGCACACUGCCAAGGCUCAUUCAUCAAACAGCAACCAUGAAUUAACACCAGGAGAUGUUCACAAGCUUAUUAAACAACCACAAUCAAAAUCUAUAUUAAAGAAGACUAAACACGAUGAAUCACCAAGCUCAAGUCAUGCAGUGCAAUUGGGAACAGCAGUUUCUGAUAUUGUGGUUGAAAGGGAAGUUAAAGUUCAUGAAGAAUUAAAGACAACUAUGCAGACGAGAAGUUCAACUAAGCCAGUUUCUAAGUUUAAAGCCGGCCGGAGAAAAUGAAUAUACAUGCUGAAUAAAAUUUGCUUGUUGUCUACCACAA
Styela clava is the source of this 2643-nucleotide messenger RNA. RefSeq lists its product as uncharacterized. The record is from RefSeq and is a predicted model, not a curated record. Gene Ontology annotation, molecular function: transcription corepressor activity; chromatin binding; phosphatase inhibitor activity. NCBI's taxonomy places the organism in Eukaryota, Metazoa, Chordata, Ascidiacea, Stolidobranchia, Styelidae. Gene Ontology annotation, biological process: negative regulation of transcription by RNA polymerase II; negative regulation of phosphatase activity.